Messenger RNA from Homo sapiens (human), 4785 nucleotides. RefSeq names its product ring finger protein 170 (gene RNF170). Lineage: Eukaryota; Metazoa; Chordata; Mammalia; Primates; Hominidae. Gene Ontology annotation, molecular function: ubiquitin protein ligase activity. The coding region runs from base 1130 to 1927 and encodes 265 amino acids. Gene Ontology annotation, cellular component: endoplasmic reticulum membrane. The record is from RefSeq and is a predicted model, not a curated record. The transcript is spliced from 7 exons. Gene Ontology annotation, biological process: protein ubiquitination.
UGAUCCGCCCGCCUUAGCCUCCCAAAAGUGCUGGGAUCAAAAGUGUGAGCCACCGAGCCUGGGUCAGCAGUGAGUUUUUAAGGUUGCCUUACAGAGUACCACUUGAUAGUUGACCCCUGAUCAUUUAGCAUUUUGUAAGUGUAAAAAAAAAAAAACUUACCUGAAGUAUUCUCAAUGGUCUUUUUUUCAAACAUUCUUCCCUACACCAAGGGCAGAGAAACCUUUAGAAAUUACACAUACGUGGCCAGGCGCGGUGUCUCGCGCCUGUAAUCCCAGCACUUUGGGAGGCCGAGGCGAGCGGAUCACGAUGUCAAGAGAUCCUGGCCAACAUGGUGAAACCCCGUCUCUACUAAAAAUACAAAAAUUAGCCGGGCGUGGUGGCGGGCUCCUGUAGUCCCAGCUACUCGGGAGGCUGAGGCAGGAGAAUCGCUUGAACGCGGGAGGCUGAGGUUGCAGUGAGCCGAGAUCGCGCCACUGCACUCCAUCCUGACGACAGAACGAGAAUCUGUCUCAAAAGAAAAAAAAAAUUACACAUGUGUGUCUCGCCUGUGUUUGGUUCCUGUGUUGGUGCCUCUGGAUAUUUGUCAAACUAGAGUUCCUACAUUCCUUAUCAGGUUAUUUCUGUCGAAUCUCUAGCACUUUUAAGUGACGUAUAAUCUUGUAGGCAAGUGAAUGAAGUCAGUGAGUAUAUGUCACAUUGACUUACUCCUGACUCACAUGCAGCUUGUCUUUAGAUGGGCAGAUAAGAUGCUGGCCCUACUGGAGCGACUGUGGUUGUGCCGUCCUGAGCACCCUUCCUCCAGUGGCCCCGGUUUUCAAGGCUUUGACACAAUGGACCUAAAGUCUCCUUUUUCAAGCUUGGCUGCAUAUCCACAGUGCUUUUGUGCAUGAUGUUACGUUGUUCUGGAGGUUUCAUUUUGUAAUUCCAGUUACCUUUGAUGAAAGAAAUUAGUAAAAACUUUUUGGAUGUGAGUAAUUGCAGAAGCCAUGUGGCUGCUGAGUUUCUACGUAAGCCUUGGGGUAAAAAGACACUGAGAUUCUCUCCUUUGUUCCAGGAAGUCCCGGAAUUUCCUAUUUUUCUAUUUUCUCUGUGUGUUUUAUUUUUUUUCCUUCCCUGAAAGCUUUGGAAAUGCCUGAGGAGAGACCUGGAAUGGCCAAAUAUCAAGGUGAAGUUCAAAGUUUGAAACUGGAUGAUGAUUCAGUUAUAGAAGGAGUAAGCGACCAAGUACUUGUGGCAGUUGUGGUCAGUUUCGCUUUGAUUGCUACCCUGGUAUAUGCACUUUUCAGAAAUGUACAUCAAAACAUUCACCCAGAAAACCAGGAGCUAGUAAGGGUACUUCGAGAACAGCUUCAAACAGAACAGGAUGCACCUGCUGCCACUCGACAGCAGUUCUACACUGACAUGUACUGUCCCAUCUGCCUGCACCAAGCCUCCUUCCCGGUGGAGACCAACUGUGGACAUCUUUUUUGUGGUGCCUGCAUUAUUGCUUACUGGCGAUAUGGUUCAUGGCUUGGGGCAAUCAGUUGUCCAAUCUGUAGACAAACGGUAACCUUACUCCUAACAGUAUUUGGUGAAGAUGAUCAGUCUCAGGAUGUUCUGAGAUUGCAUCAGGAUAUUAAUGAUUAUAACCGGAGAUUCUCAGGGCAACCCAGAUCUAUUAUGGAGAGAAUUAUGGAUCUACCCACUUUACUGAGGCAUGCAUUCAGGGAAAUGUUUUCAGUCGGGGGCCUUUUCUGGAUGUUUCGCAUCAGGAUAAUACUUUGUUUAAUGGGAGCUUUUUUCUAUCUUAUAUCACCUCUAGAUUUUGUACCUGAAGCCUUGUUUGGAAUUCUAGGCUUUCUAGAUGAUUUCUUUGUCAUCUUUUUAUUGCUUAUCUACAUCUCUAUUAUGUAUCGAGAAGUGAUAACCCAAAGGCUAACUAGAUGAAAAAGAAAACAAAACUGAGUUUACUAGGAUAUCUGAGCUAAUGUAGAACAUCAAACAGAAGGACCCAUGGCAGUAUAAAGCAAUGAAGCAAUGGAGUAUUAUCUCACAAAUAUAAAACCACUAUAAGACAAACAUUUGAUUAUCAUUUGACAAAUACCUAGGUAUAACUGGAAUUUUCAUGUUUGAAGUUCUAAUAUUAAGUUUAGAAUUAUAAUGAUCUACAGUUGUAUCUUGAUUCUAUGUUGUCUGGAAAAAAUAUGGAAUUAUAUAAAAAGGGAUGCUUUUAUAUAUUUUUCUUUUCCCCAGAAUUACUUAGAUUAAUUAGAUGUAUAGUAAAAUAUUGUUAAAUGUCAGUUUAUCCAUCUUAUCCUUCUCAGCAGGUACCUAUAUGAUAAUAUAUAGCUGUGAAACUCAUCUAAAUAUUUUUGUUCCAAUAAAAUAUUAUAUACUAUUGGGGAAAAUUCAGUAUUUCUUUUAGUGCUAGCUAAGUUUUGUGCAUUUGGAGCAGUUCUGCCUUUUCAUUCUGGUAUAAUUAAUUAUUUGCUAUCAGCUGAAACUGAAAGAAGAAACUUGAACUUCAUACUUCGAUAUCAUAUUCUAGUUUACAGAACACAUUUUAAUCAAUAGAAGAAUUAAGAUGAAAAACAUGGCCGGGCGGGGUGGCUCACGCCUGUAAUCCUAGCACUUUGGGAGGCUGAGGCGGGUAGAUCACAAGGUCAGGAGAUCAGGACCAUCCUGGCUAACAUGGUGAAACCCCGUCUCUACUAAAAAUACAAAAAAUUAGCCAGGCGUGGUGGCAGGCGCCUGUAGUCCCAGCUACUCGGGAGGCUGAGGCAGAAGAAUGGCGUAAACCCAGGAGGUGGAUUGCGCCACUGCACUCCAGCCUGGGCAACAGAGUGAGACUCCCUCUCAAAAAAAAAAAAAAAAAAGAUGAAAAACAUUUAUCUCCAGUCAGCACACUUGAUGUUCACAGUUAGACAUUUAAACAAGAGCUCAUCCUUUCGUAGUAGAUAUAAAAGUAAUUUGUAAAGGGAAGAUUGUUUUAGGAACCUGGGCGAUGCUGCAAACACAGAGUAGCCUGAUGCAUUUCUGAGGAAGGUGAAUCUUCGUGUCUUUGAGCAUCAAGCCAAUAGGAAGGUACUGGGAACGGUAUUUACAUUUGACAAAAGAAAUUACUGGUUAGCUAUAGCAACAGAUUGGACAAAUUUUGUUAGUUUUCUGUUGUCAGAAAUUUUUAUAAUACUGUCUCAGGAUGGCAGCACACAGCUCAGAUUCAUGUCUUGAGCCAAACAAGUGAAUGUAUCUGAGAAGACUCAGUACCACAUGGUACUGGGAGAUCUUACUCACUUCAGCUGGCGUUGCUCAUUAGUGAAUGUAUGACAGCAGGAUGUGAGGGGAUGCCCAGGAGUCAGUGUUAGCAUUGUCAUCUGAGAUCACUGCUAUUAAUAUCAUCCAUUAAUUUAUUAGUGAGCUUCACUAUAUGCAGACUGGGAGAUAAGGAGAAAAUCUGUCACAUUCUCUCUAGCUAAUCAGAUCAGCUACCAAUUAAUGAGAUUCUGAAUGAAAUAUCAAUAUGUGUUUUUCUAAUUUGGACCUAGGACAGAGCUGUUGCUUGUCAUAGAGAAAAACAAUAAUGCUUAAACAUAGCACAUUAUAAUUAAAGCAGGUUUCUCACAUACUUUUCAUUUUAUCCUUUGGAUAAUUUUGUGAGGAACGCAGGACACCAACUUCCCUUUCAUAGAUACAAUCCCCAUGCUAUUGAUGAAAGUGUUUUUGAAUGAAGUCAUACAACAAAUAACUGAUCAAAGUGGCAUUACACCAAAAUUUCUUAGUAGGACUCCUGCAUAGAAUGUUUAGAUAGACGUGAAAGUUGUUAAGAGGAACAGCAAGAGAGAAACUGGUUCUUUGGAAGUCUUUCGUGCUACAUUAUACCUCCAUCAGAGUAAGACAGCUUAGGCACUCCUAAGAGGAAAGGUCUGUGGAGAUGACAUGAAUCCGAAUUCUACACUUCCAAAUCAAAUAGGUAAAAGGGUGGCAUACAUCACAGAAAAACAUUUCAGCUGCAGUCACCAACUUGAAAAGCGAGUGAGUAGGAGUUUGUCACACUGCCAUGUACCAGACUGGAAAUGCAUUUCCUACCAAUUACACAUUUGGUGUGGGGGAAUGGUGAUGUCAUUUUUUGACAGGAUUUUAUUUUGUGUGCAUGCAUUCUGCUCCAAGUGUCACAAUUCUGGUUACAAUAAUUAUAAUAUUUGGAGUUACUACUAAGACUUUCCUGAAAGAGGUGUAUUGUACCAAAUUUUGUAACAUAAAAAAAUACUAAAUGAUCUUAAAGCUUCCUAAAUUGUGAAAAGGGUAUGUGCUAACAUCUCAGAACUUUAGACCUGCUUGUUGUCAUCUUUACCGAUCUCUGAUGAUAAAUGCAGAAGGGAUCUGAGAGUUUUUAAAGCAAGUAGAGUCAAUCAGAGUUUUGAACAUCAUAGUAAUACUUCCGUGAUUCAGAGUUAGAUCAUAUAAAUCAAAGUAACAAUUUGGAUUUUUUUUAAACAACAAUAUCAUAACUGUCAUAAAACAGAUGGUCCAACCCCAGGAGCAGAUAAUAACUUGGGCAGCUCUGUGGGGAACAAGACGGGGAAAACAACUGUUCUAACUGCCCACUAGAACAGUGGUUUCAACUACUACAAUUCUCAGUGUUUGAGAGGUACAAGGGAAGAAAGGACUAUGUGGAUCCCUUGUGGCUAUGCAGAUACCUACCUCACAGAGUUGUUGUAGAAGACUGGUGGUUUGGUUCAAACCUUGUGAUUAAAGAGUUUGUCAAGCAUUUUAUUCUUUUGAAUAAAAGCAACAUAUCUAAAACA